AUGAAGGCGGUCAUACCCGCGGCCCAAGACGCAGUUCAAGCGAUAACAUCCGCCGUUAGCAUCGACGGAGCAUCAUGGGGCAGAGCAGACAAAGCCAAAUGGCCGCACAACGUCACGGCUUUGCUGGUCUUCGUCGCGCCGACCUGGAUGUACAUCAACUGGCUAGCACUUGAGCACUACGAUGCGUCGCUGCUGGAAGCCGGCCGAGCACUCUUUCUGCAAGGACCGGUACAGCUUAUGAAGCACCAUUUCCCGCAGCCCACAUUUGCUGCGUUCGUUGGUUACGCUGCAUGGCUGGGACUGCAGACUGCGCUCUACGGUUUGCUACCUGGGAAGCAUUGUUUUGGCCAACGAACCCCUGGAGGCCAUUUGCUGGAGUACACGGCGAACGGACUCCUGGCUUGGGCGGUAACGCAUGGUCUGUACUUGGCCGCCGCGGUGACUGGGAUGCUGGAUCCGGCAAUUAUGGCAAAGCAUUGGCAGGGGCUGUUCGUCGCGGCCAAUCUCUAUGGUGUUGUUCUGGCUGUGCUUGCCCAGGUGAAGGGAUAUUGGUGUCCUUCGUAUCCUGCGGAUCGAAAGAUGAGUGGCUCUUGGAUCUUUGACUUCUGGGCUGGUGUCGAACUCAAUCCUCGGUUAGGCGACUAUUGGGACUUCAAGUUCUUUCACAACGGUCGACCGGGUAUCGUAGCUUGGACAUUGAUCGACCUCUCCUGGACAGCCUACCAAUACCAGAAUCUCGGCCACAUCGCCACCUCCAUGUGCAUUGUCCUGCUCUUUCACACAAUCUAUGUCGUCGACUUCUUCCUCAACGAAGACUGGUACACCCGCACCAUCGACAUCACCCACGACCACUUCGGCUUCAUGCUUGCCUGGGGCGACACGACAUUCCUCCCAGCCUUCUACACCCUGCAAGCGCAGUACCUCGCCCGCUACCCUGCCUACCUCAGCACAGCCCAGUCGGCGACAGUCCUCGUCCUAGGUAUCGGCGGGUACGCCAUCUUCCGCAUCGCCAACCACCAGAAAGACUACGUCCGCUCGCGAAACGGCAACGCAAUCCUCUGGGACCGCCCGGCGACAUUCAUCCGCUGUAACUACCGCACGAGCGACGGCAAAGAGCACAGCAGCAUCCUGCUCACGUCCGGCUGGUGGGCGGUCUCGCGGCACUCGAACUACCUAGGCGACUUGAUCUUGGCGUUCGCCAUGUGCGCGGCCUGCGGGGUGAACCAUGUGUUGCCGUGGAGUUACUUCUUCUAUAUGACGGUUCUGCUUUGCCAUCGCGUGUGGAGGGAUGAGCAUAGGUGUCAUAUCAAGUAUGGGAAGAAGUGGGAGGAGUAUUGCGCCAAGGUGCCGUAUCGGAUCAUGCCGGGGGUGUGGUGA
Messenger RNA from Saxophila tyrrhenica, 1377 nucleotides. RefSeq lists its product as uncharacterized. NCBI's taxonomy places the organism in Eukaryota, Fungi, Ascomycota, Dothideomycetes, Mycosphaerellales, Extremaceae. Gene Ontology annotation, cellular component: endoplasmic reticulum membrane. The transcript is spliced from 4 exons. Gene Ontology annotation, molecular function: 7-dehydrocholesterol reductase activity. Gene Ontology annotation, biological process: cholesterol biosynthetic process; brassinosteroid biosynthetic process. The coding region runs from base 1 to 1377 and encodes 458 amino acids. The record is from RefSeq and is a predicted model, not a curated record.